Molecule: messenger RNA, 219 nt
Organism: Paramecium tetraurelia
Lineage: Eukaryota; Ciliophora; Oligohymenophorea; Peniculida; Parameciidae
Exons: 1
Source: RefSeq, a predicted model, not a curated record
AUGGUUAAGAAUGGUUACCUGAACCAGAAUGUAAUCCAACUAAAGUAAAUUACUCAACUAUGCAUUUCUUAGAUAAUUGAUACAGAAUUAGAAAAAGAACCAAUUACUUAUAAUGAUGUCUAUUAAUUUAAUUAAUUUCAAAAUAUGUAUGCUAAUUUAGACUCAUUGGAAUUGAGCCUGCACUUUCCUGAUUAAUUAUACCAAAGUUCAUCAACUUGA